UUCGAUUCAAGUAAAUAACGUGCAAAAUUAAUUCAAUUUUAACGUAGAAAAUUAUUUGAAAAAUGAAUAAAUUCUUUUUAUUUGUGAUUUGCGCGAGUUUUCUAAAUAAAUAUAUAGUUACGGCGGAUAAAGUUGUUAUAUGUUACUACGGAACAUGGGCGACAUACAGAAAUGGCUUGGGAAAAUUCGAUGUCAGCGACAUUAACACAGACCUAUGCACGCAUAUUGUAUACACGUUUGUGGGGAUCGAUUCUCAAGGAACAGUUACAUCGCUAGACGCGUUCCUGGAUUAUCCUGAUAAUUGGGGACGAGAUAAUUUUGGAAAAUUUAAUGCACUUAAACUUCAAAAUUCCAAAUUAAAAACCAUACUAGCCGUUGGAGGAUGGAAUGAAGCAUCAGCUAAAUAUUCAGUUAUGGCUGCGAACCCCACUUUCAGAAAGAACUUUGUAAGUAGCGCCUUGGCCAUGGUCCUUCAAUACGGCUUCGAUGGCUUAGAUGUCGAUUGGGAGUAUCCUAAUCGUCGCGAUUCAGUCAAUGGCCAAGCAGAUAUAAAUAAUUUUACGCAACUUCUAAAAGAACUUCGUGAGGCAUUCGAAAAGUAUGGGCUUAUAUUGACAGCAGCUGUUUCAUCUGUUAAAUCUUCGGCAUCUCUUUCAUAUGAUAUUCCUUCUAUUGUUCAAUACUUAGAUCUUGUAAACGUGAUGACUUACGAUAUGUAUGGCGCUUGGGAUCCAAAAACUGGUCACAAUGCUCCUCUUCAUAGGAGCGAAGGAGAUUUAAAUGUCGACAAAGAUCAACUCAACACUGUCGAUAUUGCCCUGGAAUAUUGGCUUGAACAAGGUUGUCCACCGGAGAAAUUGGUAUUAGGUUUACCAUUUUACGGACACACAUUUCAACUAGCAAACGCUGAUAAUAAUGGUGUCGGUGCUUCUGCUAACGGCCCUGGUCUAGCUGGACCAUAUACUUCUACUAGUGGAACAAUUGGAUAUAACGAAUUUUGUCAAAAACUUCGCACAGAAUCCUGGGAGCAACGUUAUGAUAAGUUAGCCAAAGUACCAUACGCCGUGCAAGGUCAAAACUGGGUUUCCUAUGAUGAUGCUAAUUCAUUAGUAGCUAAAGUUGAAUAUGCAUUACAAUUUAACAUCGCUGGUGUCAUGGUGUGGAGUAUCGAGACUGAUGAUUUUCAUGGAAUCUGCCAUACUGAAGAUUUCCCCUUAUUAAGAGCAAUUAAUCGAGCUUUAGGAAAAUCUGUCGUGACUACAACUACAACAACUGAACCUACUUCAACUACUUCCACUACUACACCUGUGUCUACAACUACAACAGUUGCACCUACAUCUGAAUCUACAACUUCAAGCUUGACAUCUACUUCAACUACAUCAUCUACUACGAGUACUACUCCUGCUCCAACAUCUACUACUAUGGAUCCAACUGAAAAUACGUUUGCUUGUAAAGAAGAAGGAUAUUAUAGGAACCCAAAAGACUGUACAUCUUUCUACGUCUGUAUUCGAGAUCUUUACAAUAACUUAGAAUCAAAGCUUAUCCAAUGUCCGGCGAAUCUUUACUGGGAUCAGAAGAACGUCUACUGCAAUUAUCCCAGUCAAGUUGAUUGCAAUCUUACCUGAAUACAAAUAAUAAACGUUAUUUAACAAUUUAGUUGGAA
Molecule: messenger RNA, 1663 nt
Organism: Vanessa atalanta (red admiral)
Lineage: Eukaryota; Metazoa; Arthropoda; Insecta; Lepidoptera; Nymphalidae
Product: chitinase-3-like protein 1
Exons: 8
Coding region: 63-1625 (520 amino acids)
Biological process (GO): chitin catabolic process; carbohydrate metabolic process
Cellular component (GO): extracellular region
Molecular function (GO): chitin binding; chitinase activity
Source: RefSeq, a predicted model, not a curated record